This is a messenger RNA of Hordeum vulgare subsp. vulgare (domesticated barley), 2708 nucleotides long. RefSeq lists its product as uncharacterized. The coding region runs from base 113 to 2371 and encodes 752 amino acids. Gene Ontology annotation, molecular function: zinc ion binding. The record is from RefSeq and is a predicted model, not a curated record. Lineage: Eukaryota; Viridiplantae; Streptophyta; Magnoliopsida; Poales; Poaceae. The transcript has 2 exons.
CCCCCGUGCUCCCACCGUCGCGACGGCAUCGCGACCCCGCCGCCUCCGCCCCGCCCGCAACCCCUGGCCGCCAUUGACUGGGCUUCAAGCUGCGCAGCCUCCCUGGUGAUUGAUGAUGGCCAACCACGAGCUGGUUCUUGGGCACGGGCAGGACGCCGCCGAGCUGGCGCUGGGGCAGAGCCACCACGACUUCGGGCAGGAUCAUCAUCAUCAUCAUCAUCAUCAUCAUCAUCAUCAUGUGCUGGGCCUGGGCCACAGCCACGACCUCGGCCUAGGCCAUCCGCACGACCAAGAUCUUGUUCUCGGCCAGUCGCACGACCACCACGAGCAUGAUCAUGAUCUCGUCCUCGGCCACCACCACGACAGCCAGCUCGUCCUCAGGCAUGACCACCACCAUGGCCACACCAGUGAUCUUGCUAUGGGGCAAGGGCAUGAGGACGAGUCGAUGGAUGAUGGGGAAGACCAUCAUGAUCUCGGCGAUUUGGCGCUCACCGAGUCACACCACCUCGGCGACGACGAUAAUCUUGAUCAUCUCUCGCUCGAGCAAGCCCAUGACCUCGCGCUCGAGCCGGGCGAUGACUACUCGCAGGGCCCUCUUGCCGUUGCCCCUGUCGUGCAGUCGCGGAUGAUGGUUGUGAGCACCGAGUUUCAGCUUGUGGUGGGCCAGGAGUUCCCGGAUGUCAUGAGCUGCCGCAGGGCUAUCCGCAACACUGCCAUUGCCUGCCACUUUGAGAUCCAGACUGUCAAGUCUGACAAGACGCGGUUCACUGCCAAGUGCGCUGCUGAGGGCUGCCCGUGGCGCAUCCAUGCUGCAAAGCUUCCUGGAGUGCCCACUUUCUCAAUCAGGACUAUACUUGACAAACAUACUUGUGUGGGGAUAAACCAUCUUGGCCACCAGCAGGCAUCUGUUCAGUGGGUUGCAAGUACUGUCGAAGAGAGGCUGCGAGAGAACCCACACUGCAAGCCUAAGGAAAUUCUGGAAGAAAUACACAAGUCACAUGGGAUCACACUAUCGUACAAGCAAGCCUGGAGAGGGAAAGAGCGGAUCAUGGCAGCAGUUCGAGGUUCUUUUGAAGAAGGAUACCGAAUCCUGCCUGAGUACUGUAGGCAGGUGGAAAGAACAAACCCAGGAAGUAUCGCUAGAGUCUAUGGGAACCCAGAUGAUAACUGCUUCCGGCGACUCUUCAUAUCGUUCUAUGCUUCGAUAUAUGGUUUUGUAAAUGCAUGCCGUCCGCUCAUUGGUCUCGAUAGAACUACUUUGAAAAACAAGUAUCUUGGUACCUUGUUUCUUGCCUCUGCUUUUGAUGGCGAUGGGGCUCUGUUUCCUCUGGCGUUUGGCGUGGUUGAUGAGGAAAAUGAUGAGAAUUGGAUAUGGUUUUUGUCUGAGCUGCAUGAGUUGCUGGAGAAGAACACAGAGAACAUGCCAAGGCUAACAAUUUUGUCAGACAGGCGCAAGGGUAUUGUUGAUGGAGUCGAUUUCAACUUCCCAACCGCGUUCCAUGGGUUCUGUAUGCGCCAUGUCAGUGAAACUUUCCGGAAAGAGUUCAACAAUUCAGUGCUUGUUAACCUUCUCUGGGAGGCUGCCAAUGCGCUGACUGUGAUAGAGUUCGAAACCAAGCUGCUAGAGAUAGAGGACGCAUCACAAGAGGCUGUUUGUUGGAUAAGACGCCUGCCUCCUCGCCUCUGGGCCACCGCUUACUUUGAGGGGGUACGGUAUGGCCACCUGACAGCAAAUGUCAUGGACUCGAUGAAUUCUUGGAUACUGGAUGCUUCUGGCCUUCCCAUAAAUCAGAUGAUGGAGGUCCUCCGUCGCCAGCUCAUGACUUGGUUCAACGAACGGCGCGAAGCAAGCAUGCAGUGGGCAACCAUCCUCGUGCCCAUGGCCGAGCGCCGUGUGCAGGAGGCCAUCGAGCGCGCCCGGGGCUUCCAGGUGGCCCGCGCCAACGAGGCAGAGUUCGAGGUCAUCUCGCCCCACGAGGGGACGAACGUGGUGGACAUCCGCAACAGGUGCUGCCUGUGCCGUGGGUGGCAGCUGUACGGCGCGCCGUGCGCCCACGGCGUGGCGGCGCUGCUCUCGUGCAGGCAGAACGUGCACCGCUACGCGGAGAGCUGCUUCACGGUCGCGACGUACCGCAAGACCUACUCGCAGACCAUACACCCGAUCCCAGACAAGACCCUCUGGAACGAGGGCCAGCCCGAGGAGGACAGGCUGGAGGUGAUCAUCAACCCACCAAAGUCGCUGAGGCCCCCCGGGCGGCCGAGGAGGACGAGGGUCCGCGCGGAGGACCUGGGCCGGGUCAAGCGGGUCGUGCACUGCAGCCGCUGCAACCAGACGGGCCACUUCAGGACCACCUGCGCCGCUCCCAUAUGAGCUCUGAUCCGGAGCACAUCUGGUGGUGGUGGUGGUGGUGUGAAUGAGGAAGAACAAGUUGGAAGUUGGCGCCUAUUAUGCAAACUUCCUGCUUGCAGAUUAGUGUUCCUUUUGGUUAUACAGUGCUAGGUUAUUACAUACUGCUGUUGGUUUAGCCGCGACGAUGAUGGUGAUCUGAUAAUAAUGCUGUUAACUUGUGCUUGCCCUGCUAGACUAGACCCAGGGAAUAUAUAAGAGUAAUUGUGGUGCUCAGGCAGGAAUGAUUGAAUUGUGUAUGUGACCCCUGAAUCAAAUGGCACGUACUGGGACUGGGAUGGACCCUGAUGUUGGUCGUGCA